CACCGACUUGGGCACCGAGUGUCGAGAUGUUACUGGCAGAUUUGGAAAUGCGUGCUUCAGCACCGGCUGUUGAUUGCUGCCCAUCGAGUCGGAGACAUUCUGGCGACCAACCGCAACAAAGGGCGCACGGAAGAGCUCGAUGAUUCUUGGAAAAUUGGAUUUUCUGAAGAACCAUGCUCGUCUCCUUCACAAUCAGGCAAGUCUGCGGCCGCUGGUAAGGCAUCCGUUGUGGCUGGUCUCCAUUGUCCGGGCUGUGCAGCAGCGCAAAAGCCAUUCACCGCUGGACCCCAAAACGCUCGGCCCUCUUUUUUUCAAGUCGCAAAACCCGCUCCUGAGGCCUUCCAUUCUGAUCUGUUCUUAUGCGAAGAUGUUCCCUCAGAUCCACCGCUAUUCUUCACCAUCCAUUCCACCUAGUGUGCACUUCAGGCUACAAUCAGGCCCGUCGGCACACUCACACCUCAUUCGGCCUUGCAAGGCUGAUCGAUUGGCUCUGACUCCUGCAUAACCCGCUGCAGCCUUCUACUGUACUACCACCAGCUUGCUUUGACACCUCGCCUCUCUUACUCGUUCUGCUAUUGGUACGCCUUGUCCCUCAAUACUUGUGUCCACACUUUUGUACUUACGAAGUGUCUCAGUUGCUUCGUCAUCCAGGCCUCGAAAUACAGCAGAAUACGAGGGUUACUGCCUGAUACCCUGAACAUCACACAAGUCCU
Messenger RNA from Didymella exigua CBS 183.55, 713 nucleotides. RefSeq lists its product as uncharacterized. The coding region runs from base 140 to 505 and encodes 121 amino acids. The transcript has a single exon. Lineage: Eukaryota; Fungi; Ascomycota; Dothideomycetes; Pleosporales; Didymellaceae. The record is from RefSeq and is a predicted model, not a curated record.